Molecule: messenger RNA, 1314 nt
Organism: Colossoma macropomum (tambaqui)
Lineage: Eukaryota; Metazoa; Chordata; Actinopteri; Characiformes; Serrasalmidae
Gene: nim1k
Product: NIM1 serine/threonine protein kinase
Exons: 3
Coding region: 1-1314 (437 amino acids)
Biological process (GO): microtubule cytoskeleton organization; protein phosphorylation; intracellular signal transduction
Cellular component (GO): cytoplasm
Molecular function (GO): ATP binding; tau-protein kinase activity; protein serine/threonine kinase activity
Source: RefSeq, a predicted model, not a curated record
AUGACGGCCGUGUACCCGGCCGCUGGAGGUGCUGGUGGGGGUCCAGCUGGAGCUCAGCGCUAUGGUCGCUGGACCCGGCAGGACAGCUCAGACAUUUGCACAGAUGACGAGGGUCCGCCGCCCCGCAGGCUAACACCGCUCGAGAAACUCAACCUGGACAUGUGCCAAGACGACAAGGUGGUCCGGGAGCUGACGGUGGGCCGGCGGAUCGGAUUUUACAAAGUCCGUGGAGAGAUCGGCUGCGGGAACUUCUCCCACGUCAAACUGGGCAUCCACGCACUGACCAAAGAUAAGGUGGCCAUCAAGAUCCUGGAUAAGACCAAGCUGGACCAGAAGACCCAGAAGCUUCUCUCCAGGGAAAUCUCCAGCAUGGAGAAGCUGCACCAUCCCAACAUCAUCCGGCUGUACGAGGUGGUGGAGACGCUGACCCGUCUGCACCUGGUGAUGGAGUACGCGGCCGGAGGGGAGCUUUACACCAAAAUCACCACGGAGGGGAAACUGUCCGACAUCGACAGCAAGAUAGUCUUCUCUCAGGUCCUCUCCGCCGUCAAGCACAUGCACGACAACAACAUAAUCCACCGCGACCUGAAGGCGGAGAACGUGUUCUACACCUGCAGCACCUGCGUGAAGGUGGGCGAUUUCGGGUUCAGCACGGUGAGCCGGCGGGACGAGACGCUCAACACGUUCUGCGGCUCCCCGCCGUACGCCGCGCCCGAGCUGUUCCGGGACCAGCACUACACGGGCGUUCACGUGGAUGUGUGGGCGCUGGGGGUCCUGCUGUUCUUCAUGGUGACGGGCACCAUGCCGUUCAGGGCGGAAACGGUGGCCAAGCUGAAGCGCUGCAUCCUGGAGGGCGCGUACGCGGUGCCGGCGUGGGUGCCCGAGCCGUGCCAGAGGCUGAUACGCGCCAUCCUGCAGCUGCAGCCGUCCGAGCGCUGCGGCCUGGAGCAGAUGAUGGCCUGCGAGUGGCUGCGGCCCGUGGACUUCCCCAAAGCCAUGGAGCCGUUUAAACUGGACCCGCUGUAUUUGGCGGAGGCCGGGUCGGCCGAGCUGGAGGAGGACGAGAUCGAAGUGAGGAACGCUUUGGAAAAGCUCGGCAUCACGACGGAGCACAUACGCAACAACCAGGGCAAAGACUGCCGGAGCUCCAUCACCGGCGUUUACCGGAUCUUCCUGCACCGCGCGCACAAGCGGCGGGCCGUGGAGAGCAUGCCCGUGGUCACGCACGUGGUGAGCGGGACGGACGUGAAGAAGGAGCGGCUGAAGGCCUACAGGAGCCUCAGACACACCUCAAAACUCUGCGCCAUUCUGUGA